Myotis brandtii (Brandt's bat) is the source of this 2289-nucleotide messenger RNA. RefSeq names its product arginine/serine-rich coiled-coil 1 (gene RSRC1). Bases 299 to 1303 code for a protein of 334 amino acids. Gene Ontology annotation, biological process: alternative mRNA splicing, via spliceosome. Lineage: Eukaryota; Metazoa; Chordata; Mammalia; Chiroptera; Vespertilionidae. The transcript has 10 exons. The record is from RefSeq and is a predicted model, not a curated record. Gene Ontology annotation, cellular component: cytoplasm; nucleus.
UUAUUGUUUUUCGGUUAUAAGGCAAUCAAAUAAUCAAACAAGCCAGCAAAGCCAACACCAAACAAAAAAUUGGCGGCGUGACGAUCCAUUCCCUCGGCACUCCUAGCGCCUGGUAACCUCCAUCGAUGCAUUCGGAAGCUCGGCUGCCGCUGCCUGGCGCUGGAACCAGGAAGGCGGUGAGCUUAAACUGAAGCAAGUUCGGAGGGCGCCGGCGGCUCGCCGAUUUGAAGAGACAUUUCCAGGUUUGCGGCGCUUGCAAGUCCACGGGAGGUGUGAUCCCGAAGACUGGGAGCCAGAAAUGGGACGCCGUUCAUCAGAUACUGAAGAAGAAAGCAGAAGCAAGAGAAAAAAGAAACAUCGUAGACGGUCAUCUUCAAGUAGUUCUUCAGAUAGUAGAACAUACAGCCGAAGGAAAGGUGGAAGGAAAUCAAGGUCAAAGUCAAGAUCUUGGUCCAGAGAUCUUCAGCCUCGCUCACAUUCUUAUGAUAGAAGACGGAGACAUCGAUCAAGCAGUAGCUCUUCUUAUGGCUCUAGAAGAAAACGAAGUCGAAGUCGUUCAAGGGAUUGGGGGAAAUCCUAUAGAGUUCAGAGGUCUAGGUCAAAAAGCAGAACAAGAAGGUCCAGGUCAAGACCUCGCCCACGUUCCCAUAGUCGAAGCAGUGAAAGGUCCAGUCACAGAAGAACCCGUAGUCGAUCUCGGGAUAGAGAACGACGUAAAGGCAGAGAUAAGGAGAAAAGAGAAAAGGAGAAGGAUAAAGGCAAGGACAAGGAAUUACACAACAUUAAACGGGGGGAAUCUGGAAACAUCAAAGCUGGAUUAGAACAUCUGCCACCAGCUGAACAGGCCAAAGCCAGACUACAGUUGGUUCUUGAAGCUGCUGCAAAAGCUGAUGAAGCAUUGAAAGCCAAAGAAAGAAAUGAAGAAGAAGCAAAGAGAAGAAAGGAGGAAGACCAAACCACCCUGGUAGAACAAGUAAAAAGAGUAAAAGAAAUUGAAGCCAUUGAAAGUGAUUCUUUUGUUCAGCAGACAUUCAGAUCAAGUAAAGAAGUCAAAAAGUCGGUGGAAGCCAGUGAAGUGAAGCAUGUACCUGCAGCAUCAGGACCAGUGUCAGUAGCUGCUGAUCUACCCAGUAAUGAAAAAGAAAUAGACCCGAGCAGCAUCCCUACUGCUAUCAAGUACCAAGAUGACAAUUCUCUGGCUCAUCCGAACUUAUUUAUUGAGAAAGCUGAUGCUGAGGAGAAGUGGUUCAAGAGAUUAAUUGCUCUUCGACAAGAAAGGCUAAUGGGCAGUCCUGUGGCCUAAUUAAUACAUAUGGUUGAAUUAACAGUAACAUUGGAAAUUUAGGUUUUUAUAUCCCAUUUUAACUUUUUACUCUUAUAAAGAAUUGACCCAAUUAUAUAAAAAGGUAAUCUCAUUUAAUUCAUUUCUCAUGUGGGCUUGAAUAUUUGUUGACUUGAACUUAAACACUGUGAAUAUUAAAACUAGUGUAAAAUUGAGGAAUGCAUGAAAAUCCCUGCUGUUAAUAAAGCUAAUCCUAAAAAUAUCAAUGUUAAAGUAAAUGGCACACAGUAUCAUUUCUAAGUACAAUUUUUAAAAUAUCAACUGUCAUUUAAAGACACUAUUUGAUCAUGCAUAUAUGAGAAUCAAACUAUAUGCUAUAAAUAUGAGAUUUCAUCUUCCAUGUCUUUGAAUCUUUUAUUUCACCUUACUGGGAAAUUUUAGGAACAAUAAAAAGCAUUCUUAACAAUCUAAGCAGAAUGAGCAUGUUAAUAUUUAAAGAACAACAUAUUUAUUGAAAAAAUUUCUUAAAGAUCAAAUUGAUGUCUUAUUGCUUAGAGAUCAGCUUUUACUAAGUUCCUUUUAAACAUGUUAGCAGAUCCCACUCGUUCUUUUAGAAAUCACAUGCUCAUGCUAGACCUAACCACUUGGCAAAAUGUCCAUGACAGGGAAGUCAUUUCCAAGGAAACAGGUAAGAGCUCUCGCUUCAGUCUUACUUAGCCAUCUGCUGUUCUCUGUAGAGGAAGCCAACUAGUUGUAAUGUUGAGAAGCCUCUGUCACUGUAGAAUACCUUUCUCUAGUGGCUGAAUGAAAAUCAACUAUGCAUUCCAUACUGAACAUGCCAGAGAUAAGGGCUUUUAGUCCUUGCCUUUAGUUUUCAACAGCUGAAAUAAAUACUUCCCUCCCCUAUUUUGUUCUGUUGUUUGCUCUCACUCUAAUUUAGUCUCUAUGAAGACUGUACCUCAGAAUACAAUAUAAGCAUGAACAGUUUUGGGGAUAAAAUUACCAAU